Messenger RNA from Bursaphelenchus xylophilus (pine wood nematode), 488 nucleotides. The record is from the annotation of a GenBank genome assembly. Lineage: Eukaryota; Metazoa; Nematoda; Chromadorea; Rhabditida; Aphelenchoididae.
AUGCUUAGUCACCUUAUUGUGGUCUCUGUUUUGAUAUGCGGAGUUAAUUCAUUGGUCGGAUUUACGCAAAGUGCUGGGGCCCGAGGAGUUUUGUUAUGUCACGGCCAACCAAUAUCAGGGGUUAAAGUCAAAUUAUAUGACCAUGAUCGGACUGAUAUGGAUGAUUUGAUGGAUUCUGGAUACACAAAUGAUCGUGGAGAGUUCACUUUGAUGGGAAGCGAAGACGAAUUUACAACCAUUGAUCCAAAAAUUAAUAUUUAUCAUGAUUGUGACGAUGGGUGGUGGGUAAGAAGAGUUUAAAGAUUGCUCUCAAGAUGUUUCGUUGUGUAAUACUCGCCUUUCAGCCAUGCCAACGCAAGAUUUCGAUCACCAUCCCGGACUCUUACAUAACCAAAGGAGCUCGACCCAACAGAAUAUACGACGCCGGGAGAUUGGAGUUAUCUGGAAAAUACAAAGGAGAAAGCCGCGAUUGUAUACAUCGGAAAUGA